AUGAAGUACAAGCCUCUCGAUUGUCAGAAUACAAACAUGCCUCCCAACUCUACCCCAAGCAUUUCCAGUGACGAUGACAUCAGCUCAACCUCAGCAGCUCGAACCCAUCCCUCGGACACUCCCAACAGAAGUCACACUGCGCCAAGGGCAGGAGGUAUUACGGAAUAUAUCACAUUUGGCAAUGUUCUUGCCGUACUCUUGAUCGUUCCUCUGGCUUUUACUUACGUUAAAGUUAUGAUGACUGGUCCAGCCCUUUCUCCCGGCUCUGAUAUUGCCACAGUUAGAACUACCGCUACAAUCACAUCUACCAUUUACACACCUAGCUCUACCGUCAUCUCUAAUCGACGCUCUCAUGGAAGCUCUGAUGACUCAAGCUCAAACCCUUGGCCCAACUUUACCUACGCAAUCCGCGCGUCCUCAUCUGGAAAAUUCCUCGCUUCAAACUCGGGCGGUAUCACUUUAGUUGGCCCACAAUCUGGAAGGAACCCCGGCGUCCGCUGGAAAUGCACCGAAAUCAAAGGAUGGCUCCAUUUUCAGAACACCGCUUCCGGUUGUUUUCUUGGACACAAUUUCUGGGGUGAAAUAGUUUGUACUGCAAGCGUGGCCGAUGGAUGGGAGAGAUUUACUACAAGACCUAUACCAGAGGGAGGACAUUAUUUGCUAAUGACGCAUUGGGAAAGGUUGUGGAAAGUGGGGAUCAAAGGGGGAACUCUGGCGAAAAUUGGUGAAGGGGAGACUGGAGGCUUUGCGUUCAUUGGGGAAGAGGAAGGCGAGGUGGUUGCUUGGGAUUUUUUAAGGAUUUAG
Molecule: messenger RNA, 804 nt
Organism: Botrytis fragariae
Lineage: Eukaryota; Fungi; Ascomycota; Leotiomycetes; Helotiales; Sclerotiniaceae
Product: putative dynamin family protein
Exons: 2
Coding region: 1-804 (267 amino acids)
Source: RefSeq, a predicted model, not a curated record